Ceraceosorus bombacis is the source of this 3951-nucleotide messenger RNA. Lineage: Eukaryota; Fungi; Basidiomycota; Exobasidiomycetes; Ceraceosorales; Ceraceosoraceae. The record is from the annotation of a GenBank genome assembly.
AUGCCCACUCUCGCCCAAAGGCAGAGAGCCGCGCAUCACGGCAUGGUGGCGCCUGGACGUCCACAGUCCUCCUCCUCAUCGUCAAAGGUAGCCACGACAGGCAAGACUCAAGCGCAAUUCACCACCACCGCACCCGGAGACGACGAUGCCUCGUCUUCAGACGACAGCGAUGAGGACCUCGCCUUUGAGAUGGACGGCCAGGAACUCUGGGCGCAAAACUUUUGCGCGACCUGCGAUUGUCUCAUCGAGCCCGGUGCCGGCGUCGGCGCCAAGCCAUCUGUACCCGACGGCGACGCAUCCAAGUCUACUGCUGCAAUGACGCGCUCUAACAGCAGCGCAUCGACAUCUUCGACAAUUGACCGCGAAGACCAUGUCAAUCACACAGCCGGCCUCAAGAGCAAGAACGGCACCAUUAAAGGACGGCCUUUGUCCAGCGAAGUCGCCAAGGCGGCCAAAGACUCCAAAAGCACCGCAAACGGUCUCAGCAACGUGAAGCGAACAUCCUCAGCCGGACGUCUACACGCUGUCGGCGGCGGUGCAGGCAUGGGCACGCACAAACGGACAGGUAGCGCUGCUAGCAGGCUGAAUGCUCUUAGCGACUUGAAGCCCACUACCAAGCUCAAUGCGCACGAAAAGUCGAAGGGCGUUGAGAGCGAAGGCAAGAGGAGUCCAGCACUAUCGCGCCGGAGCUCAAACGUCAGCACGACCUCUGGGGACAGCGGUCGCGACAAGAGUGCGCGAAGUGGCGAGUCAUCCCCAGCGAGCUCGUCGACUGGCCUCCCUCGCACCAAAAAAGGUGGGUUACUUGGGCCACUCUCACCCGCUAUCCUCAAACAGGAAGCGGAAGCGUCGAAGGCACCUAAGGCGCCACCUGCCUUGUUCUGCUCUGAGAGAUGUCGGCUUAUCGAUGCCGACCGUGCUUCUGGUCUGGGCGAGCUGGUGCAAUACCUGUCGCAGCCUUACGAGCCUUCCGCGCCCCACGCAUGGGCGACUUCGGGCUGGGGUGCAGCGGAGGUCACUGCCGAAGGCACCACGGUUUUCCCUACGCGACCUUCUAGUCUUGCCAGCGCUCCAAUGAUGGCUUACAGUGCCGGAUACGUCUGCACUCCAGAGAGCGAGUGUUGCACAUGCGCAGAAUGCCUAGACAAGCUGAGCUCGGGUGGUGGAACAGUGCCCAGCGGCGCCAGUGACACUACAGAAAGUUCCGCAUCCGCCUCCACUGGCUACAUGUAUGGUCAGCCUGGUCGACAGAAACAGCGCACAAAAAGUGGAAGAAUCAUGACGCCCCACGGACUGCAGGGUCAUGCCGACUCCUACUUCUCCAUGGUACCGACCAGCGCUGCGCGACCACUUGACGCACGUCGUUAUUCUCCAUCUCAGACAAGCAUCAUUGACGCAAUCGGGAGUCGCAGCACUGCUGACGAUCCAGAAGCAAUGAGCGCUACUAUUGAUAAGCAAACGAAUCGUGUUACCACAGCGCCAAGCUAUCCACGCAGUCGGCCCUCUACCACCUCUGACGAUGCUCCAGGGACUGCUACCACCGGCACUGUCACGCCCGCUACUACUAUUGUAGCGCGUAGGAGCCCCACACAUAGCCUCGAUUCGCUUCGCUGGAGCACCGCUCUCGAUGGCUCGGACACCAAGCGCCACGGCAACGGCAUCGGCUCGUAUGCUGAAUCCAGUCCGAUGAGACUUCUUCGUCACGGACAGCACCACUCCCAACCUUCGGUCGAGCACUCCAGUGAGCUUGCGCAUAGCCCAUUCGCGUCCGUUGCUCUAGGCACUAGUCAAGCAAGCAACGGCGCGGCUACAGAACUCGGCUCGAGCGUGACAACGCUGAAUCAUAGACUGCAAGGCACGACAAUCUCGCGUCGACGAGCUGCCGGUGGCCGCGAUGUCCCCUCUACGCUCGCUCUCGCGGACGGGGACACCGAGCACUCAAAUAGCGCUUUUACAAUCACAGAUAGCACAGACUCAGCGGUCGAGGGUAAGCAGGCCCCCACUCAGAGGAACAAGAACGCGUCGGAAGAUCGCUUGAGCAGUAGUCUGGGUACACCGUCUGCACUCAGCGCUCUCAAGCAAGCCGCUGCUCGUACUGCUGCGAUUGCUCCAACGCUGGCGGACCUGCGCGAGGGACACGCUGAGCACCACAGUGGCGUCAAUGGGUUCACGUCAGCAGAUCGGGCUCAUAGUCAAGCUCUCGCUGCUAGGCGAGCCUCAAGCAGCAGCAACUCUAGCUCCUCGACGAGCGGAUGGCUGAAAUCCCUUAGCUCGGCCUGGGCUACCAUCCGGGGCGCUCCCUCAAGUAGCAGUCUCGAGACUGAUAUAGACCAAGGGACAGUUCCUUCGUCAGAAGCACAAAGAGCGAAAUCCGCCUUGUCAUCCCGUCGAGGCAGCUCUAGCAGUUAUAAGCGCGGCGAGCUUCUCUCUCCUGCAGUCGGCAGCUUGACAGCUCUCUCAAGUCUGGAUGCUCAAUCUAGAGGCGAAGAGCCCACGCCUACUCAAAGCCUCAUCUCGCGACCUGCACCCCAUCGAGGUACUGUGCCAGCCUUUGCAAAGGACCUCGCGCACAGCGCCAACGAUGGCGUGCUCGAUGACCUCGCUACGUCUGCCUCUUCGGGUCGUAGCGGCGAACGUCUUCGUGGCACCCACGAAUCUUCAGCGUCCAUGCGAACUCCGUCCACGGACGCCACAAGACUUUCUGCUGAUGAGGAGGCGCGAAGGCGACGACGUGCGGAGCAUCGACACCAGCGCAGCAAGGAGAUCACCAUGCUUCCUCCCCUACUUGGACAUGGCCGCUCCGCCAGCAACUCAACGCCGGCAAAUGGGCGACCACGUUCUGUGCGCGCCAUGUCUGGAGCGGGAAGCGUCGGUGUCGUCGACCAAGCUGGACGUUCGCGGGCGGGCAGCCAAAGUCAGCUUCAUAUCGGCAGUGCGGGUUCACAAAUCGCACCUCAUUUCCCUGGCCUUUCGCGUCCGACCACGCCUGCCUUUCGUCGCAGCCCGUAUGGGUCCAACGGCGCCGAUUUUCCUCCGCCGGUCAGCUUCAGCAAUCCCUCUAGCCUUGGUACUUCGCCACGACGAGCCGGACUUGGUUGGGGGCCAAUGACUGCGAUUCUGCCUGCGCCUGACAGCCAGCAUCCCGUGACGCAUGGUCACAGCUCAAGUAUUAGUCUUGGGCACGCUUUGCGACCUGGUGCAGUGCAUCCUACAUCCGCUCGACAGCACCCUCAUCACCAGCCAAUGCAUCGCCACCAAACUCACCAGCAACACUCUCAUGCUCAUGGACAUGGUGGCAAAUAUGCGCACCAUCGCGGCACUGGACCGGUCCCGCUGGGUCACGUUGGGCUUCUUGGCGCGCACCCGCAUGGGCAGGGGCCAGUGUACGGUCGACACGCCACCACGCCGGUGCGCAGCUCGACCCCGCGCGUGCCAGAGGACGGGGGCGAAAUGAGCAGUGCUGCCUUUGCUGGAGCGGAUGAAGGCCCCGCCACCACUAGACCGACGAGCACCGUCGGCUACAGGGGCUCACAAAGUUCGCUGGCUCCACCUCGCCCACGUAGUGUUCUGGCCAUGCGAGCCAUCAAUGGUGGCUCCAUGACACCGCUGGUGGCAAGUCCAACGGGAGCUCCCCCCAUGGCACUUGGUGGACCUCGAGCUGGCUCCGCCACUCAGAACACUCGCACGGGUUCCGGUCAGCAAGGUCGGACGUGGAGCUACGAAGCACUACCGGGCAUGAAGACGUAUCCCGUCCUCAACCUGCCAGGCCGCGUCACUCACGAUCGCUACGACGAAGGCUGGAACUUGGGUGAAGGUGAUCUGGAGGAGUUGAUGACGGGUCGCCGCACACCGGCCCCAGCCUCCUCUGCGGAGCCAAAUGCAGCGGAACCCGCCACGCACACAACACCCCAGUCCUCGAGACGCAAGACUUUGUUCUACUUUGACGCUUGA